CCAGGCUGUUGCUAAAUACUGCAGCUAAUCUUACCGCGGAUACAAAAUACAUACACGUUAAUUACAGCAUAAUUAAAUGGCUUUCAAAAGAAAACCCGCUGUUAUCAUUCACGUGAAACAGCCAGGACAUGGAGCCAGCGCGGUGUCGACUGGCUCCUCUCUGCUGUUAAAGGAAAAAGCCGAUGUACAAACGCCUACAGCAGCCAUGAUGUUGAGGGAAAAGCAGCCACAGGAUGCUGCAGAGGAGGAGAAACUGGCCUCUUUAAGUGAAAAUGUGCGACAGAGGGAACUUCCAGGUGGUGUUUUCUGCUCUAAAGUUCGAUACGACAUAUUAGAUGUUCAGCAAAUGGUGCCGAUUAAAGAAGAAGCUCCUGAAGAAUGGAGGCCUGGUGGAGACUCAUUACACAUCAAGGAGGAAGAGGAGGAACUCUGGCCCAGACUGGAGAGAGACAAAGAUGCUUCUGAAGAAUGGAGGCCUGGUGUGGACCCACUCCACAUAAAGGAGGAAGGGGAGGAACUCUGGAGCAGUUUGGAGGAAGAGCAGCUCAAUGGGAAGAAGGAGACUGAUUCCGCCAGCUUUUCACUCGGAGCCUCUCCUCUGAAAAAUGAUUAUAAUGAAAAGAAACCUCUGACACAGCUUCAACACCAAAUAAAAGAAGAAGAUUUUCCAUCCUGCAGCUCAGCUCACCAGAUAAAAGCUACAACCAGGGGAGAGGACCGCGGAGAAGUCGAAACUAGCAGAAACCCAGAUCUCAUGAUCUCUGAAGACGAUUCCAACUCUUUAGAAACUGAUGUCAGUGAUGAUGAUGACGAAGAGGACGACACUGUGGACAAUCCUGAUUAUUGGCUGAAACACGUCACAGACUCUGYCGCAGACGCUAAAGGCAGUGAUGAUGACUGGAAGACAAGUAGGGCAUCUGAGUCAGGUGUAAACGCCGGCAACACACCUUUCAGCUCCUCUGAGUGCGAUAAACAAUUCACCAACUGGUCUUUCUCUGGAKAUGAGACAAGUAAUUCAAACAUGGUGUCUUCAAGCAGUUUUGUUCAAAAGAACGGUUUUAGAGUGAAAAAUAAUUUAGACUGCCACGGAGAAGUCCAGAAAUUGUUUAGUUGUAACAACUGUGAUAAAACAUUUAGCAGAAAAACAGAUCUAAGAACACACACAGAAAUCCACACUGGAGAAAAACCCUUUGUUUGUGAUAUUUGUGGACAAAGAUUUACCCGGAAGACGACUUUAGACAUACACGCAAGAAUCCACACGGGCGAGAAACCCUUCAGUUGUGAUUUCUGUGGACAACGUUUUACCCAGAAGUCCACUUUGAUCACACACAUGAGAAUCCACACAGGACAGAAACCGUUCGAAUGUGUCGUCUGCGGACGGGGCUUGAGCCGGAGGACGCAUUUAAACAAACACAUGAGAAUCCACACGGGACAGAAACCUUUCGGGUGUGAUGUUUGUGGACAAAGGUUUAUCUGCAAGAAGAGUUUAGAGACGCACAGAAGAGUCCACACAGGAGACGAGCCGUUCGUGUGUGAAGUUUGUGGACGAACUUUCACCCAGCAGGGAUCUUUGAUCACGCACAAGAGAAUCCACACGGGGCAGAAGCCGUUUAAUUGUGACGUGUGCGGACAAAUGUUCAGCCGAAAGACCAAUUUAAACACGCACAUGAGGAUCCAUACGGGAGAGAAGCCGUUCGGUUGCGAUGUGUGUGAACAACGGUUUAACCAGAAGCCAACU
Molecule: messenger RNA, 1738 nt
Organism: Austrofundulus limnaeus
Lineage: Eukaryota; Metazoa; Chordata; Actinopteri; Cyprinodontiformes; Rivulidae
Product: gastrula zinc finger protein XlCGF26.1
Biological process (GO): regulation of transcription by RNA polymerase II
Cellular component (GO): nucleus
Molecular function (GO): RNA polymerase II transcription regulatory region sequence-specific DNA binding; DNA-binding transcription factor activity, RNA polymerase II-specific
Source: RefSeq, a predicted model, not a curated record